GAGCAAAUACUCCAGAGGUAAGCAUUUCCCCCCUUCCGCAUGACAUACUGUUGCGAGUUUGCAGGACAGGAGGCUCUCCCGAUCUCUCAGGCUGACCCUCCGCCUUUAAUUGCGCAUGGACAAUUCCAGAAUGAACUCUUUUUUGGAGUACACCAUUUGUAACCGUGGGACGAACGCUUACUCGCCCAAGGCUGGAUACCACCACUUGGAUCAGGCGCUCUCGGGCCCCUUCCAUACCGGACACGCAAGUGACAGCUAUAACGCUGAUGGACGACUUUACGUAGGGGGGAGCAACCAGCCAGCAGCAGCAGCACAACAUCAGCACCAGAGCGGCGUUUACGCGCAUCCCCAGCACCAAACUCAUGGCCUUACCUACGGUGGCACGGGGACUACGAGUUAUGGGACCCAGGCCUGCGCCAACCCGGACUAUGCUCAACACCAGUAUUUCAUUAACCCUGAGCAGGAUGGGAUGUAUUAUCACUCAUCGGGGUUUUCAAACUCAAAUGUCGGUCCUCACUAUGGCUCCAUGGCUGGUGCAUACAGCGGGGCGCAGGGAGCCGUUCCUGCCGCACCUUACCAGCAUCAUGGAUGCGAAGGCCAGGACCACCAGCGAGGAUACUCACAAGGCACCUACGCCGACUUAUCGGCCUCCCAAGGGAGGGAGAGGGACAUGGAUCAGUCGCCACCUGGGAAGACAUUCGACUGGAUGAAAGUCAAAAGGAACCCUCCUAAAACAGCUAAAGUGGCCGAUUACGGACUGGGACCACAAAACACAAUCCGGACGAAUUUCACAACGAAACAACUCACGGAGCUCGAGAAAGAGUUUCACUUCAGCAAGUAUCUCACGCGAGCGCGGCGCGUCGAAAUCGCUGGCACGCUCGAGCUGAACGAGACACAGGUGAAGAUAUGGUUUCAGAACCGCCGAAUGAAACAGAAGAAGCGAGAGAAGGACGGCCUGGCGCCUGCUUCGUCCACCUUGUCUAAAGACCUCGAGGAUCACUCUGAUCCCUCAACUUCAACAUCUCCAGGAGCUUCUCCAAGCCCGGAUUCCUAACCGAUGGCAAGAGUUCCGGGUGCUUUGAACCACAGAUUCGAAAUAUAUACUAAAGUCUAUUAAUUUAAGCAUUCCACAAUGUGCCCGAAAGCCCUUCUCGUUUUUAUGAUGGACGAUUACGAAUUGUUUAAGGUGACUUUUAGCACAACAACGAACAGAGUUACACCGUCUGCUCGAACAAAAUUUCAAAUACUCCCUGGAAACGUUUGUGUGUGUUAUAUACAGGGUAUUUCUAUUAUAAAUAUAAUGCACUUUCACAAUGUUUACAAGUCUCUAAACGAACCUAACUGACUUUACAGGGAGCUAAUUGUGUCGUCAAAAUGUGUAUUGUUUUUUGUUGCGUUUAUGAAAAUGUAUUUUUAUUUGAUGUAAACAUUUCAUAUAUUUUAUUUUUGAGGAUUGUAGCUAUAGGGGCUUUUGGACUCCUUGCACUAUACGUUUACAGGGUAGGCCUUUACUGAACACCAGCACAAUUUACUAGAACGAUUCUUUCUCAGUGGGCACUGUGUAGGCCUAUUCAAUUAUUUGUCAAUUUACAGUGAUAAAUAAUUAAAACUGUGUUGCUAGCCAUGCCUAAUUUACUAUAAACAUUUGAAUUUGGAAAGGUUCUAUUCCGUUUGUAAUAAAUAAAUAAAUAAAUAAAAAUAAAAAAAGCAAUGCAGAGUGUUUAAAUGUACUUUUCUUAAAACAUGUAAAUAAUUUGAUAUUUUAGCCUAGUAUUUUUUUGUUUAUGCGCAGACGAGCUGAGUUUUAUUAGUUACUGUCUGUAUGAUUCCGUAAUCUAAAUGUCUCAAUCAUAUGUUUCUGUAAGUCCUUUAUCUACCUCGAAUAAAAACAAUA
Molecule: messenger RNA, 1894 nt
Organism: Carassius carassius (crucian carp)
Lineage: Eukaryota; Metazoa; Chordata; Actinopteri; Cypriniformes; Cyprinidae
Product: homeobox protein Hox-B1
Exons: 2
Coding region: 116-1054 (312 amino acids)
Biological process (GO): regulation of transcription by RNA polymerase II
Cellular component (GO): nucleus
Molecular function (GO): DNA-binding transcription factor activity, RNA polymerase II-specific; RNA polymerase II cis-regulatory region sequence-specific DNA binding
Source: RefSeq, a predicted model, not a curated record